AUGAGGAGAAUUGAAGCUGAAGAGUUGGGGUUGGAUGCCGCUGAAAUGGUGGUGACGAGUACGAGGCAAGAGAUUGAAUUGUAUGAUGGUUUUGAUAUUAAGAUGGAGAGGAAACUUAGGAUUAGGAGACGACGGGAAGUAAGCUGCCUAGGAAGGUACAUGCCAAGGAUGGCGGUCAUACCAGCGAGCAUGGACUUUAGCAAUGUCACAGCACAAGAUGCGCUGGAAGUAGAUGGUGGUCUGAAGUCCCUUGUAAGUGCUGGUAGAACUCCAUAUAAAAGGCAUUUACCUCCGAUUUGGGCCGAGGUGGCUUGCCCAAAGCAUCAUAAGCAAUGUGAUGUCCCUGAGAUAUACCGUCUGGCUACAAAAACAAAGGUGGCUGCUUAUGGUUUACCUGUUGUCGCUACAAAAAAUGGUGGGCCCGUAGAUAUACUCAAAGCACUUAACAAUGGCCUUCUCAUUGACCCACAUGACCAGAAAGCCACAGCAGAUGCUCUCCUGAAACUCGCCACGGACAAAAACACCUGGCUUGAGUGCUGCAAAAAUGGCCUAAAAAAUAUCCACCGGUUAUCAUGGCCAUAA
This is a messenger RNA of Ilex paraguariensis (yerba mate), 582 nucleotides long. The record is from the annotation of a GenBank genome assembly. NCBI's taxonomy places the organism in Eukaryota, Viridiplantae, Streptophyta, Magnoliopsida, Aquifoliales, Aquifoliaceae.